Molecule: messenger RNA, 3667 nt
Organism: Ceratosolen solmsi marchali
Lineage: Eukaryota; Metazoa; Arthropoda; Insecta; Hymenoptera; Agaonidae
Product: rabankyrin-5
Exons: 14
Coding region: 159-3557 (1132 amino acids)
Molecular function (GO): protein binding; metal ion binding
Source: RefSeq, a predicted model, not a curated record
AUAUUUGUAUUUGUAAAGCAAACACAAAUUGUGAAUACUUUAUAUUAUAUCCUAUUGAAUGGCCUAUGACAUGAUAUCACCACAUAUUUUAAUGUGUAUUUAAUCGUAUCAACGCCAGCUGCCGAUUGACGAUACUAAUAAAUAUCAGCCUUUUUAUCAUGGAAGACUUUUCAGAUUCACAAAAAUGGCAACAACAUUUAGCUCUACUUAGAGAACAAUAUGUAAAUCUUUAUAAUAAUUAUACAGAAUUACAACAAAAAUAUGCAUUAGCAACUGCAUCAAAAGAAAAUCAUGGCUUUAUGGGAAGACUUUUAUCUCAAAUAUCUAUGUUAUACGAAGAGAAUCGUUACAGUGACGUAACGGUUGUAUUGCGAGAUAAAAGUAUUCCUGUUCAUAAAUUUGUUCUUGCAGCUCGAAGUGAUUCUUGGGAGUCGUUACCAGAAAAAGCUGUUUUAGAUUGGAAAAAUAUAGAGGGCAAUUUAGGUUCAAUAUUGUUAAAGUGGAUUUAUACAGAUGUAGUUAAUCAGGAUCAACUAACGCUGGAACUGAUGAAAGCCGCUUCUGGAUUUGGACUAAUUGAAUUAGUAGAUAGAUGUGAAAAGUAUUUAAUAGCAAAUAUCAAAUUACAAGAUUGUGUACGAUUAUAUACAGUUGCUGAAGAGCUGGGGACAACAAAACUACGCGAUCAUUGUAGUUCAUUGAUUUCGUGUCAUUGGGACGAUUUAAGUGGUGAAGAUUUUAAAGAAAUGCCUGGACCAUUAUUAUAUCAAUUAUUGAAAACUAAAAGUGAAUAUCCAUUGCAUUCUGCUGUUCGAUUACAGCGUGAAGAUGUUGUUUUUUUAUAUUUGAUUGAACAUAAUGCCAAGUUGCCGGAAGUAGUGAACAUGCUGGACCAGCGGGGCGAGACGGCGCUAGAGGUUGCAUUGAAGUCACGUCAACCGUCACUAGCUCACACCCUUGUUGAGCACCAUGCCAAUCUAAGUGCCAAGGACGCGCGUGGAUUGAGCCUUCUGCACUCGGCCAUCCUUAAAGCAGACUCUUAUGCUGCGGAGUUCAUUGUCGAGCAACUAGAAAGCAACGGCUUAGCGAGGAAGAAGGACCUUGACGAACCGAGCUCCAUUGAUGGUAAAACGGCUUUGCAUUUACUCACAGCACACACCAGCCAGGAUAUGCUUACGAUCGCAGAGAGGCUGUUGAAAGCUGGUGUCGAUACCAAUGCUCAGAGCCACGAUGGUUGGACUCCGCUACACUACUGCGUGUCGGAGCGUAAUGAGACGCUGCUAAAUCUGUUAUUGAAGACCGAUGGUGUGGUGCUUGACCUACGCACAAAAAAUGGUGACACAGCUUUAUGUAUGGCCCUGCUUUGUGAACCGAGUUUCGAGUCCGGAGCAGCGAGUUUGCUAGCUCAUGGCGCCAGUCCGAAUCCCCGUUAUCCUGGCGACGAAGCUGACACGCUACUGCACCGGUUAGCGCGCGAGGGUCGCGAAAAUGCUGCCCUAUUCCUGCUUGAGCCCAGCUAUGAAAUUAUCAAGCUCCAAGAACCGAAAUCAGGGAAAAAGUGGCGUACGGAAUCGGAAAGCUUAGAGGCACGGAAUCGAGACGGUUGCACAGUGUUGCACGAAGCAGCGCGUGCCGGCCUUGCUCGCCUUGCUCAGCGACUACUUGUGCGUUCUCCUUGCCUCUUAGGUGGACGUAGUCUCGACGGCAAUACAGCUCUACAUAUGGCCGUCAGUCAUAGUCGAUUAGAGGUAGUGCAUGCUCUUCUCGAAGCAGUUCCCACUGCGGAAGAACGUCGCGAGUUCCUUACCGCGAAAAACCGAGCCGCUGAAAGUCCCCUGAACCUUGCACUUGCUGUGGCUCGAAGCGAACGUGAAAUACCGGCGGCCCUCGUCAAAGCCGGUGCUGAUCUUGAACAGAGAAACGAAGCAGGGCACACGGCGCUUCAUCAAGCAAUUCUCAAGGAAGAUUCAGCGAGCGCGAUCUUUCUUCUUGAACAUGGAGCAGAUAUGAAUGCUAGGACACUGUCGGGUGAUUCGGCGCUACAGCUAAGUGUACACUGUCAUCUCGGGGAUGUCGUAGAGGCUUUGUGCCGUCGGGGUGUUGAUACAACGGUAGGCUACCCACUUUGGGAUGCCCUUGAGUCCGAACAAGAAGACGUGGCGUCGAGUCUUGUAGCCCAUGGUGCGGACCCUGACUGCUGGACGGUGGGGCCCGACGGCUGCCAGCAGACUCUUCUGCAUAAGGCCAUAGACGAGAAUCGGGAGGACAUAGCGAAGUUUCUUGUGCGUAGUGGAUGCGAUCUCAAUUCACCAAGAAGGUUUGGACCAAAUGGUACUGGUGGCGAUGAAGCCAGAGACGAGUGCACGCCUUUGCACCUGUGUUGUCAGUGGGGCCUCGAACAGGUAGUGCAAACGUUGAUUGAACACGGAGCUAAUAUUAACGUGAGAGAUGCAGAAGGCAAGACACCUGUACAUAUCGCCAUACAAAAUCAACAUGCGCAAAUAAUAUCGUUGUUACUUUGCCAUCCGAAUAUCAAUUUAUCACUAAGGGACAAAAAAGGCCAGAGUCCUUUCGCAACAGCUCUGGUUAUGAGAAACAACAAGGCCGCUCAAGCCAUUUUGGAUCGGUUACCCUCAGCCGCAGAACAGUUUGAUAAUAAGGGUCGGAACUUUUUGCACACUGCCAUACAGAAGAACGAUAUGGAGAGUAUAUUGUUUUUGCUGUCGAUACAGGUUGACGUGAAUUCGAGGGUGCAAGACGUGACACAAACGCCACCAUUACAUUUGGCUGCGAUGUCUGGUAAUGAAUUACUAGUGCGUAGCUUAAUACUAGCCGAAGCUCGAGUCAAUGACACCGACGCCCAUAGGAAUACAGCACUACACUCGGCAGCGAAGGCAGGGCAUGCCUUCGUUGUAUCUGCUCUCCUCCAGAACUCUAUAAAUUUCGAUGCGGUGAACGCGGAUGGCGAUAACGCACUACAUGUAGCAGUUAGAGAGGGACACGUGACAGUAGUCCGAACAUUGUUGACCGAAUGCACAUUAGAUGCCGAAGCAGUGAACCUAAAGGGACGCAAUCCAUUGCAUGAGCUCGCGAGGUACGGCCGUGAUAACGCCGCCACUAUUUGUGAGCUCUUUUUCGAUUGCAUGUCGCAAUAUCCGCUCAAUAUAGCAGAUCUCGAUGGCAAUACUCCUCUUCUAAUUGCUUAUAUGAAAGGUAACGGCAACUUGUGUCGAACUUUUGUCAAAUCUGGUGCCUGUUUAGGAUCAAUGAACAAAGAUGGGAUAACAAUUUUCAAUUAUCAAGUUGCAACAAAACAAUUACUUUAUAGAUUAUUAGAAUCAUUAACGCAAGAAGCUCCUUGGGCGGACAAAGAUCUUUGUUUAGAAUGCGGUACCAAAUUUUCACUAACGAUACGAAAACAUCAUUGCCGACAUUGUGGAAGAGUUUUGUGCAGUAAAUGUUCCGGACAAGAUGUUCCAAUACUUAAAUUUGGACUGAACAAACCAGUACGAGUCUGCGCUGUCUGUUUUGACGUACUUCAAAUUGGUGCUGAGUAAUAUAACAUUCAGUGCAAUACAUUUUCUCAUUCCAAAGCAAUUUGCUCUGUUCAUUAUUAAAUAAAUAAUUUACUAAUAAUUAUGCACUUGAAAAUAAUGCCGUAUAAAUA